Musa acuminata AAA Group (dessert banana) is the source of this 2149-nucleotide messenger RNA. RefSeq names its product UDP-glucuronate:xylan alpha-glucuronosyltransferase 2-like. Gene Ontology annotation, molecular function: glycosyltransferase activity. Lineage: Eukaryota; Viridiplantae; Streptophyta; Magnoliopsida; Zingiberales; Musaceae. The record is from RefSeq and is a predicted model, not a curated record. The transcript has 3 exons. The coding region runs from base 162 to 1931 and encodes 589 amino acids. Gene Ontology annotation, biological process: xylan biosynthetic process.
AUCUCUCUACAUCCCAACCACUGUGUAGUUAGAACUACUGAACAUGGAGCUGGACAAGCAAAAGCUUCUUAGCUUGCAAGCAGGAAUGAGUUCACAUUAAAGAGAGAAGCCAAGAACUUAAUAAGUACUCAAAGGUCGGACGAGGCUAAGAAGAAGCGGCGAUGAGUAGUAGUAGUAGUAUGGGCUUAGGGAGUGGAAUGAUGAAGACCGUUGCAUCCAAAGCUCUCGUCAUCAAGAUCAAUCUCGCCUUUCUCAGCCUCUUCUUUCUUUCCUACAUCCUCCUCCUCCUCCUACAGCCCUCGUCGGUCUACGAACAGAACGCCGCCGCCGAGAUCGUCCGCUGUUCCUUGCGCGAUUGCCACGUGAAGAAGGUGGAAGGAGUGCUGGUUCAGAGGAAGGCUGCGAGGGAGAACCGAACGGCCAUGGAGACGGUUCCCGGCUUCCUCAGAACGCUGCACGGCAACGUGAAGCUUGGUUUGGUGAACAUUGUGGAGGACGAGGCGGUCGAGUGGGGACUGGUCGGUGGGAGGACGACGACGGUCGACUUCGAGCGGGUGUCCGAGAACUUGAAGUGGGAGGACCUGUUCCCCGAGUGGAUCGACGAGGAGGAGGAGAACGAGGGCCCGUCGUGCCCCGAGCUCCCCAUGCCCGAUUUUUCCUUGUACGGCAAUGUGGACGUGGUGGUGGCCAAGCUUCCGUGCCGGCGGUCGGGGACCGCCGGGUGGUCUCGCGACGUGUCCAGGUUGCAGGUCCACCUGGUGGCGGCGACCACGGCGGCGCGUAGGGGGAGGAGGGACGCGCGGGGUGCGGUGAAGGUGGUGUUCCUGAGCGCGUGCCGGCCGAUGAUGGAGCUGUUCCCGUGCGACGAGAUGGUGGUGAGGGAAGGCAAGUGGUGGCUGUACGAGCCGGAGGCGCGGCGGCUGGAGCAGAAGGUGGCGCUGCCGGUCGGCUCUUGCAAUCUGGCCUUGCCACUGUGGGGAAAAGGAAUUGACGUGGUCUACGAUGCAUCGAAGCUCGCCGGCGGUCCGGUGAGCCCUCACCGCCGGGAGGCAUACGCCACCGUCCUCCACUCCUCCGAUACGUACGUGUGCGGCGCCAUCAUCCUCGCCCACAGCAUCGUCCGAACCGGCUCCACCCGCGACCUUCUGCUGCUCCACGACAAGUCCAUCCCCCACGACAAGCUCCGGGCGCUCGCCGCAGCCGGGUGGACGCUCCGCGAGAUCGACCGCAUCCGUAACCCCCACGCCCAGAAGGACUCCUACAACGAGUAUAACUACAGCAAGCUCCGCCUGUGGCAGCUCACCGAUUACCACAGGGUCGUCUUCAUCGACGCCGACAUCCUCGUCCUCCGCAACCUCGACCUGCUCUUCCGCUUCCCUCAGAUCUCCGCCACCGGCAACGACGGCGUCAUCUUCAACUCCGGCAUCAUGGUCAUCGAGCCAUCGCACUGCACCUUCAAGGCACUGAUGGCAAGCCGCGAGGACGUGAUCUCGUACAACGGCGGCGACCAGGGGUUCCUCAACGAGGCGUUCGUGUGGUGGCACCGCCUGCCGCGGCGGGUGAACUUCCUGAAGAACUUCUGGUCAAACACGACGGCGGAGGCGAGCAUGAAGAACCGCCUCUUGGCCGCGGACCCACCGGAGCUGUACGCCAUACACUACCUCGGCUUAAAGCCGUGGAUGUGUUACAGGGACUACGACUGCAACUGGAACGUCGGAGACCAGCGCGUUUACGCCAGCGACGCAGCGCACGGGACGUGGUGGAAGCUGCACGAUCAGAUGGAGGCGGGGCUGCAGCGAUUCUGUAGCCUUUCGGGUACGAGGAGGGAGCAGCUGGAGCAGGAGAGGCGGCAGGCGGCGGAGCUGGGGUUCGGGGACGGCCAUUGGAGGCUGAAGGUAUCAGGGAAUGGCAGGACCGUGACGACGGAGUGAGGAGUCGUUCGCAGGCUUAGUAAGCAAUGCUGGUAUUCUUUUGAUAGAUCAUAUCUAUCUACGUCUCCGAUGGUUGGAUUUUGAUAGGGUUCAUACGGUUUGUGCCUGUAGAGAAUAAUGGUGAGAGGAGGAAACCAAAGAUCCUAUUGUUCCGAUCCAUCAGAGAUCUCAAUAAUGUGUGGAAUGCAGUGAAAGAUUUCUUUUAUGCUUUGAGCACC